This is a messenger RNA of Hibiscus syriacus, 700 nucleotides long. Its product is annotated as non-specific lipid transfer protein GPI-anchored 12-like. The record is from RefSeq and is a predicted model, not a curated record. The transcript has 3 exons. Bases 94 to 603 code for a protein of 169 amino acids. Lineage: Eukaryota; Viridiplantae; Streptophyta; Magnoliopsida; Malvales; Malvaceae.
GAUUCUCUCCUUUCCCACCCACUUUCCCUCUAUUUAUCCACCUGUCUUCCUUUUCCCAAUUCCCACACCACAGUAAGCCUACACCCAUAAGAAAUGGCAGCUAAGCAGACAGUAGCAAUUAUUGCUGCCACCGUCUUUGUAUUAACAUUCUGUAGGUGCGCGAUGGGACAGGCAGCGGCACCUGAGCCGGCAGCCGUGGCUUUGGGUCCAUCAGCAGAGGCACCGACGGCGGAUUGUUUCAACGCCUUAUUGAACUUAUCGGAUUGCUUGACGUUCGUGGGGGCAGGGAGCAAUCUGACGAAGCCGGACAAAGCAUGCUGCCCGGAGCUGGCGGGGCUUGUGGAAAGCACUCCACGAUGUUUGUGCAAAUUGUUGGAUAAUAAGACUACUGCUGGGAUGGGGAUCAACAUCGAUAUGAAGAAAGCUCUUGAUCUUCCCACUGUUUGUCGUGUUUCCACUCCUCCUGUUAGUCUCUGCUCAGUUAUCAACGGCGCUCCGGCAAUUUCACCAGGUGGAGGCAGCCCUUCAAAUGGAGUUUCUAAAGUAUCAGUGAUUCCCUUCGCAAUGGCUAUUCCCAUUUUACCCACAUUUUUUCUCCUCUGAUUUCAAUUUCUUUACUCCAUCACUGUAUUAUUAUUAUUUUAAGGAUUAAAAGAUUUCCAUAUCUUUUCAGCUUAACAAUCACGCCAUUGAUUACCCA